CUUAACUAACCUGUCUUCCCUCAUCAGUUGAUAGACAAUCUUCCCUUCCUUGCCUUUGCCCUCUUUUAGAAGUUGUGAGCUCUUCCUCCAUUUGCUUCCCCAGUUUCUUGGAGAAGAGGAAGAAUGCUGCUGAGGAGCUCUUCCACCCCAGUUCUUGGGUCUCUCCUCUCCUCUUUCUCAGACAGCCCAAGCCUUCACAGCCACCACGAGGCCGCCGCCCUCGCCGCCGUCGCCGCGGCGGCGCGCAAGACCGGCCUCCAUGGCCACCACAGCUUCUCUUUCCACCCGAAAGGGUCCCUCGCCUUCUCCACCAUCUCAUGCAACUCCUCCCCCACCUCUCCCUCCGUGCAUGACUUGGGCGACGCUCCCAACCAACGCAAGGGCGGCGCCGGCGGCUUCCGGCGAGCCCAAUCCGACGGCAACUUGGAAGGCUUGGCCUUCAACAUGUCUCCCUUGAGCAGCAGUGAAGAUCAGUUCCGCGCCACGAGCCAUGCUAAGAAGCCCUCGGUUCGGCCUCGAGGCAUGAUGUUGGAGACGAUACCGUCUUUCUCGUUUCAUAGGAACGGGCAUGGCCGCGAGGACGAGGACGAAGAGAACAGCGAUUUCGACGUCGAGGAGGGAGAAGAGUACGAAGAAUAUGAAGAGGCAUCGUUGGUGGAGAGUAGUGUGAAGUUCAAGGGGAGUAAAAGUAUGAGUUUGAUUGCGGAGGAGGAGGUGAGCAGCGUUGGUGGUGUGAAUAUGAUUGAGAAGUCCGGUUUCGAAGAGAACCAAGAGAGGGUCAGGCAAGAAAUGCAUCUAGCGAUAGGGCUCGGCGGCGGAGGCGAUUGGGACGGUGACGGCGGCAGCAGAGGCGGCAGGGGGUCUAAUUCGUCGGACGACGGAGCCGAUGAUGGAAAUAAUCGGGGGGUUGAAGAGCAUUAUAAGAAAAUGGUGGAGGAGAGUCCUAACAACUCUUUGUUUCUCAGAAACUAUGCUCAAUUUCUCUAUCAGACACAGGGAGACCUGGAGAGAGCAGAGGAAUACUAUGCUCGCGCCAUUUUGGCAGAUCCUCGAGACGGCGAGAUCCUGUCGCAAUAUGCGAAGCUAGUAUGGGAGCUCCAUCGCGACCAACCGAGAGCGUCGACGUACUUCGAGCGUGCUGUUCAAGCUGCCCCUGAAGACAGCCAUGUUCAAGCAGCAUAUGCUAGUUUUCUAUGGGAAAUAGACGAAGACGAGCAGGGCGAAGAUGAAGAUGAAGAGGAAGCGUCGCUUGCCACUUAUGCAAUGUCGCCGCAAUUUCGGGGGCAGGCUACGGCUUCUGUCGGCGCCUAACCGCGGAAGUUCUCUCAGAAUCAACAGAGUUGACACGGCAAGAAGUAGGACAUGCCAUUCACGUAUCAGACACUACUCCGUUUUCCUUUUUGGUAGGCUAUAUACAUAAGAUUCUAGUUAGGACAAGAAAAGUGUACAAUAUUGCAUUUUCACAUGAGAAUGCGUAAAGUUUCCCUUUUGGUGUUACCGUGCUAGGCUCUAUCGAAAUGUGAUUUUUGUAAA
Messenger RNA from Syzygium oleosum, 1533 nucleotides. RefSeq lists its product as uncharacterized. The record is from RefSeq and is a predicted model, not a curated record. Gene Ontology annotation, molecular function: protein binding. The coding region runs from base 124 to 1311 and encodes 395 amino acids. Gene Ontology annotation, biological process: RNA processing. The transcript has 3 exons. NCBI's taxonomy places the organism in Eukaryota, Viridiplantae, Streptophyta, Magnoliopsida, Myrtales, Myrtaceae.